CAACAACAACCGCAUCGCAUGAAACGGUGACCGUGAAACGUGAAGUUGAUUUCACGUUCAAAGGCUUCUCUACUGAAGAAACAGGAUCUCAAGUGGUCCCUUGCGUCCCUCUUGGUCUUACGAAACUCCCUUCGAACCUGACCUCGGGCAGCAGUUCGAAUGGAACCAGUUCAAUCCUCAAGUCAAGGUUGGACCUUCCAAGUGCGGUUGGGCUCCAUCCUGUUGGAUGUUUUUCCCCAGGAGAAUGGCGUCCCUCAGGGUGAUGGAGCCACAUUGUUGGGCAAGACCAGCUGCCCACUGAAAGUCACCAAGGACAUCUGGUUCAGAUGCUGUUCCUGCAACUAUGUCACCAAAGAUCAGCGUGGAAUUGUGAGCCACCUGGCUGCUCAUGGUGAUGCACAAUCCAAGUGCCGGCAUCCUUCCAAGUCUGGCUCUAAGGUCCAAGUGCUCAGCAACACUGAAAAGCACAACAGUGAAAAGCCAUUUAAGUGCAAACGUUGCCCCCAAGAGUUUGCUUAUAAUGCCAUGCUGACCUGUCAUAGUCGAACACAUACUGGUGAAAAGCCUUUUAAGUGCAAGCAGUGCCCCCAAGCCUUUGCUCACAAUUCCCUUUUAAAAAACCAUAAUCGAAUACACUCCGGUAAAAAGCCAUUUAAGUGCAAGCAGUGCCCCCAAGCCUUUGCUCACAGUUCCCUUCUAAAAAACCAUAAUCGAAUACACUCCGGUAAAAAGCCAUUUAAGUGCAAGCAGUGCCCCCAAGCCUUUGCUCAAAAUUCCGAUCUACGAAACCAUGAUCAAACACACACUGUUGAAAAGCCAUUUAAGUGCAAGGAGUGCCCCCGAGCCUUCGCUCGAAAUUCCGACCUACGAAGACAUAAUAAUGUGCACACUGGAGAAAAGCCAUUUAAGUGCAAGCAGUGCCCCCGAGCCUUUGCUCGAAAUUCUCAUCUGCAAGGUCACAAUCGAAUGCACUCCAAUGAAAAGCCAUUUAAAUGCAAGCAGUGUCCACAAACCUUUGCUCGAAAUUCCCUUUUAAGAAAGCAUAAUCGAAUGCACACUGAUGAAAAGCCAUUUAAGUGUAAGCUUUGUCCCCAAGAGUUUGCUUAUAAUUCUCUUCUGACCUGUCAUAAUCGAACACACACUGGUGAAAAGCCAUUUAAGUGCAAGCAGUGUCCCCAAGCCUUUGCUCGAAAUUCCCGUCUGCAAAGCCAUAAUCGAAAGCACACUGGUGAAAAGCCAUAUAAGUGCAAGCAGUGCCCUCAAGCUUUCGCUCAAAAUUCCACUCUACAAAGCCAUAAUCGAACACACACUGGUGAAAAGCCAUUUAAGUGCAAGCGGUGCUCCCAAGCCUUUGCUCAAUAUUCCACUCUACAAAUUCAUAAUCGAACACACACUGGUGAAAAGCCAUUUGAAUGCAAGCUGUGCCCCAAAGCCUUUGCUCGAAAUUCCCAUCUACAAAACCAUAAUCGAAUGCACGCUGGCGAAAAGCCAUUCAUGUGCAAGCAGUGCCCCAAAGCCUAUGCUCAAAACUCCCAUCUACGAAGCCAUAAUCGAGUACACACUGAUGAAAAGCCGUUUAAGUGUAAGGAGUGCCUUCGAGCCUUUGCUCGAAAUUCUGAUCUACGAAGCCAUAAUCGAACGCACACCGGUGAAAAGCCAUUUAAGUGCAAGGAGUGCCCCCUAGCCUUUACUCGAAAUUCUGGUCUACAAAGCCAUAAUCGAUUGCACACUGGUGAAAGGCCAUUUAAGUGCAAGGAGUGCCCACAAGCUUUUGCCCGCAAUUCCUAUUUGAGAAGCCAUAAUCGAGUGCACACAGGUGAAAAGCCAUUUAAAUGCAAGCAGUGUCCCCAAGCCUUUUCUCAUAAUACCACUCUUGUCCGCCAUUAUCGAACACACAGUGUUUAAAAUGCCUACAAGAGCAAACAAUGCCCCAAAAGCUUUGCUGAGAAUAGAAGUUUAUUUGCCAGAACCAGAUGGCACACGUGCAGAAUGCUUGCAGUUGGCCUGCAAGUUGAGCCUGCUCCAUGUGUAAUCAUUAAAGUCAUGCAGAACUUGAUGCCAUUUCAGUCGAAGGGUACAGAUCCAAGAGGCAUAUCUUUCUCCUCUUGAGGAGGAGGAGGAAAGAGUAAGGAGAGGAAGAAGGAAGGAAGGUUUAGAGAGAGAGAGGAGUAAGUGAGAUGUGAGAAUAGAAAAAGGGCUGGCCUUGCGGUUGGGGAGGUCCUGCGGCAAUUUUUUGUGGGUGCUUUGUUGUAGGGAAGCAGACGAAUUGGAAUGCGAUAUCUUCUUUUCAUGUGCUUAGGGCGUUCUAACAGAUUUUGAAACUCUGUUUUUGGAUGUUCGACUAAACUCUGGUCGCUUAUUGUAGCACAUAAUGGGGUUAAUAUUUGUGAUACCCUCGACUCAGCGCACCCUGGCGGUUUGUAGGUGGAAUAGGAACAGCCCGUUUCAAAUAAGUUUGGAAACAACUUUACCCAGGAUUGACCCAAUCCCAAAACAAAAUAUACAAUUACAUUAAAUAAAAUAACAAAACAACCCAAAUUCAAAAUGCUAAGAACGCAGCUAUACGAAAUCAAAUCCAGUAACCUAGUAUGUUCUUGAAAACCUGAGCAAUAGGCCCAAUGUAAAGAGUGCACACUUAUUGCUCCUGUGCUCCUAAGAGUAAAAAUAAGUUCCGAGUUCAACCAAUUUACAAAUCAACACAAAAUCUUUUUGUUAGUUUAAUUUCAAAUCGAACCCCGCUCGAGUGCUCUAAGGCAUCGGGUAGUGCUUAGCAACGAUAUCGAGGACUCGGAGGAAGGCAUCAUUGCAGCGGAUGGGGUGUCCAUCGACAUUCAUCUCAGCCAGUUAAGGCGUGUCUGCAGCGUUGCAGCAGUUUUUAUUUUGCCAGCUGGCAUCCUCUCAUACCUCCCGCUGCAGCCCCUUGCCUUCGGGAGCAGGUAGAGCUAGUCGAGUGUAUUAAAAAUAUUAACCCCAUUCAUUAACUGUAACAGUAAGCGACCAGCGUUCAGCCGAACAUCCAGAAACAGAGUUUCUAAAUCUGCUAGAACGCCACAACAAAGUGCCCACCACAAAUCGCCAGGGAAUCUCACUGACCGCAAGUCCCCUCUUUUUUGUUUUGAGACAAAUUUUCGGACAAAUUUCCCCGAUUCCCUCCCACACCCUCUUGCUUUCUCUCUAAUCCUCCUCUCCUUCCUUCUUCCCUCCUUUUUCAUUCUCCUCUCCCUCCCCCUUCCCUCCUCCUCGAGCGGAGUAUGACGCCUCUUGGAUCUGUGCCCAAUCGAAGUAUUCACAUAACCGAGUGCAACAUGGGUGUCCCAAAGGCUUUGCUCGGAUUAUUAUUUAAGCGUGCCACACUGAAGCUUUUAUGCACAAUAAGCCUGACUAAUUCCAGCAGUGUCCGAAGUCAUUGUUUUAACGGUCUUGCCUUAUCGGGCACAUGCUAACAACCGAGGUUAACAAACCCUAAGGGCAUUUGCGUUUGGGGGUUUGCCUGAACCAAGUGGGCCUUUCAGAUGCCAGCAAUAUCCGAGAAACUUGAAUCGGAAUUCCAGCUUGAUUGGCCACAUACAGUGUGCACACAGAGCCAGACUAUUGGCCUUGCUCUGGAGCCUCUUGUCCAAAUGCCACCGUUCGUCAUCACACUAAGGUAUUGGGGAGUAUUAGGUGAUUCUUCUCCAGCUGUGAUCCAGAGGUUGGGUCAAGGAUUAGGAAACAUUGUUUAAUAUUUUUCAAAGCAACUACUUUGUGUUCUGUAACUGAAUGUACAUUGGGUCAUG
Molecule: messenger RNA, 3776 nt
Organism: Ixodes scapularis (black-legged tick)
Lineage: Eukaryota; Metazoa; Arthropoda; Arachnida; Ixodida; Ixodidae
Product: zinc finger protein 420-like
Exons: 4
Coding region: 160-1905 (581 amino acids)
Biological process (GO): regulation of transcription by RNA polymerase II
Molecular function (GO): DNA-binding transcription factor activity; RNA polymerase II cis-regulatory region sequence-specific DNA binding
Source: RefSeq, a predicted model, not a curated record